AUGGACUUCAUAGGAUUUCCAAAACGCAAUUAUGUAACUGACAGACCAUUUAUCUACACGGUCCUCCCGUCACCCACGUCCAUUCGACUUCUUGAGAUAAAAUCAAAGCUAUGGUGUCGUACUCAAUACUCUUUGCAUGUAGUGGAACUUAUCGAAGCUCCAACAUUUGAUGUUGUAUCUCAUUCGCGGCGAGAUCUGGUUCCACGAAAUCAUAUUGUACUAUGUGAUAACAAAAUAUUGAGAAUCUGUGGGGAUGCAGAGAAUUCCAUCAAAACCGGAAGGAAAGUUGCUUCGAAAUCUUCCGGGAAGAUGAAGACACGAUAUAUUUGGAUCGAUUCGGUGUGCAUUAACUCAGAGGAUGCCAUGGACCGAACUGCCCAAAUUUUAAUGGUGCCGAAAACCCUCAAAGAGGCUCGGAACGUCAUUAUUGGACUUGGGAAGAAGAUCCAUUUUACUUCUGAUGCAUUUAAAGCCCUAAAAACACUAUCUUUGGUGCCUCAUGAUGAGUGGUCAAAUCUAGUGAGUUUAGAUUGGGAUUGUCAAGAACAAUAUUUUCAAAGUCUCAACAUUGUACCUUUGCAAUUACAAUCAUGGCUCAGUCUCAUAGCUUUCUUUAAUAGACCUUGGUUCUCGGGUAUCUGGGCUGUACAAGAAGUUACAACAGGAAAUGAUGUGGUUGUUGCUUGCGGCAAAGAAAUCAUUCCUUGGGAAACAAUUUCGAAGGCAUUGUCGUUCUUAACCCAUACUGAAUGGUAUAAGGAACUUCACACCAAUCGUUUGAUCAAGUUUCCCGGAAAUUCUCUGAAGGGUAGACGACACAAAAAGCAUCAAAUGCUAUUUAAUUCAGAGACAGGCUUCAAGAUGGCAGUCAUACAACUUGAAUCCACUCGAGCAGGGAGUGAAUCUACCCAGCUUCUCCCUUUAUUUCGAUAUCUUUUUCGCGCGCAUCAAUAUUGUGAGGCUCCCGAUAAACGAGACAUUAUUUAUGCGCUACUUGGUUUAUCGAGAGAGGACAGUCUACCAUUCACAAAGUUCCCAGAUGCCCUUUCAAUUAAUUACCAGAUGGCGGCACGAGAUGUUUACACAAAUGUGGCCAGAGUCUUGCUCCAAUGCCAUGGCUUAGGAAUAUCGUCUGAUGCUCAGGAUUCGAUAGCAUCUGUUCCCAAUCUACCGACUUGGGUUCCAGAUUAUAGUGUCCCGCGAGGGCCCUUAUCUUUAUCAAUGCGCGGCGACUGUAAUUGGAGCGCCUGUGGUGAUUUGAAGUGGAAACAAAAAUUCUUGGAAACUGAGCCUAACUCCUUGAUAUUGCAAGGUAUGCUGCUUGACACAAUCUGUGAAAAGGUCAAAGAACAAAAUAAGUCUUUACAUUCGAUGGAAUUCUUAAAUGGAAUAUAUGAGGUCACAGCUCAUCUCGACCCUAUAUACCCACUUGCGAUGGGUGGCAACAGAUUUCAAUCUCCACAUGAAGUCGUAUGGCGCACUAUUCUAGCAGAUACAUAUCAAAAUGAACAUCCAGCACCACAACAAUGCGAGGAACUCGUAGCAAACUAUCAGGAAUGGGUCCGCAACGGUAAGCAACCACGCAAUUACGGCAAAGAGGAAAUCUCAUGUCUCGAGGAAGAAAUAGAAGCUGCAAAUGAUGCCCGGACUUUAUUUCGAACUCUCAAAGGUUAUCUUGGCAUCGGAGCACAAUCUUUAUGUCCGUCUGACGAAGUUUGGGUUUUAGCGGGUGCUUCAGUUCCUUUAAUUGUUCGACGAGGUGAAGAUGGAUUCUAUGAACUGGUUGGAGAGGCAUAUCUACAUGGAGUUAUGCAUGGAGAAGCUUUGGAAUGGGGACUUAAAAUCAGGAAUGUGUUGUUGGAAUAG
Molecule: messenger RNA, 1866 nt
Organism: Botrytis fragariae
Lineage: Eukaryota; Fungi; Ascomycota; Leotiomycetes; Helotiales; Sclerotiniaceae
Product: putative heterokaryon incompatibility protein
Exons: 3
Coding region: 1-1866 (621 amino acids)
Source: RefSeq, a predicted model, not a curated record